CCGGAAACACACACGGAUGUUGUAGAGCAGAUGAGCAAAUCUCUCAGGUUUUCUGCUUUAUAAUCGCGUGAAGUGAAGAAAUGGAAGCGUUGUGCUCCAGAAACCAGCGACGACUUGAGAUGAAGAGAAUGAAAGAGUGAGAUGAACGAUACACGUAAUCGGAGCAUAUUGUAAUUGGAGUAAAGGAAGAUGAUGGAUGAUUGAGGAUGAAGUGAGUGCUCUCCGGUCACUAAUGCACAAGUGAACACAUCGUCGUCCAUCAUGUUUGUGACAGCAUAUCUGGCAUUCAUCACAUUGGUGGGACUGGUUGUGGCUCUAGAAAUCACAGCUCGUCGACUCGCCUCAUCCCAAACCACACAGACGGCUGUCGCCAACCCCGCAUUUCGAGGUUUCCAGAAGCUCUUUCUUAAAGUGUAUCUGCUGGCCCUCUGGGCAGACUGGUUACAGGGACCUUACCUUUAUAAACUAUAUCGGCACUAUAACUUCCUGGAAUCUCAGAUCGCCAUCCUGUAUGUAUGCGGCCUCGGUUCUUGUGUGCUCUUUUCUCCAGUGGCCGGAUGGCUACCUCAGUUUUUGGGUCGAAGACAGACCUGCGUCCUCUUCUGCGUCUCUUAUUCUAUCUGCUGCUUGACUAAAUUAUCACGGGAGUAUUUUAUGCUCAUACUAGGACGUGUUUUGGGAGGGCUGUCCACUUCCCUUCUGACCACCACCUUUGAGUCCUGGUACGUGCACGGUCACAUUGAGGUCAAUGACUUUCCCAAAGAAUGGAUCCCCGUUACGUUUAGUAAAGUUGCAAACUGGAAUCACGGGCUGGCGGUUGCCGCUGGGCUAGUGGCCAACCUGUUUGCAGAAUGGCUGGGGCUGGGACCAGUAGCUCCGUUUCUUUUGGCUAUUCCAAGCCUUGCGGUCUGCGCCUGGUUUGUGAUUUUCCAAUGGGGUCGAGAAAACUCAGAAGGCGUGAAUGGAGAGAAAAGCGGGCCACUUUUAAACCCUCUCAAUGCACCUAGGUUGCAAACAACAGCGCGGGCACGUUUCUGGCGGGGCUGUUUGGAUGGCCUACGCUGCUUACUGUCCGACCGCCGUGUGAUGCUGUUGGGUGGCGUGCAGGCGCUCUUCGAAAGCGUCCUUUACAUUUUUGUCUUUCUCUGGACCCCCGUGCUGGACCCACACGGUCCUCCGCUCGGCAUCGUGUUCUCCUGUUUGAUGGCGGCCAGCAUGGCUGGUUCCACACUUUUUCGGCUAGCCACGUCACCCCCUUAUCGACUCCAACCCGGUCACCUGCUCUGCCUGGCGGUUCUUCUGGCUUUCUUUUCCUUCUUCAUGCUGACGUUCUCCACUGUGCCCGGCCAACCCCGUCCCAGAGAAUCUCUGCUGGCAUUUCUCCUGCUGGAGCUGGCCUGCGGGCUUUAUUUCCCAGCAGUGAGUUUUCUCCAGGGCCGUGUGAUCCCCGUGGAGCGCAGAGGCGUGGUGCUGGCCUGGUUUCGUUUGCCUCUUCACCUCCUGGCUUGCCUGGGGCUGCUGGCUCUGCACGGGGAGGUUUCCGGGACGGGUGCGGGCGAGGCCGGCAGUGGCACCAGACACAUGUUUAUAGGCUGUGCAGCGAUGAUGUUGGCUGCUCUGCUUGCGGUGGUCAGCCUUUUCACUGUGGGCAGGAAUGAUGCAGACUUGAGACUAGAGGGGACCAGAACAGAGGGAGAGCUGGAGAUAUGAGUAUAUCAGAGAUGGACACUGGAUCUCAAAUCAAUCAGAGAAAAUAAGACUUUGUAUGUGCUUGGAAUAUAUUGUUUUUUCUUUAAAAGUUGACACAAGUGUAUUUAUGUUGUAUCAUUAUGAACCAACCCAAAGUUCUUUUAAUCGUUGACAUUUUGAGUCGAAGCCAAAACUGCAAAACUUUCACAUGGGACAUGACAAUGUUAAGGAAACAAUUUUGCUUUUAGCUAUUAUCAUUCCAGCCAGCCACAAAAGACCAGAUGCUUGAAAUGUAAAUAAAUAUGAAGAAAUGCACAACAACUCAAUUAAAUACAUGUUGUUGUAAUUACGGCUUGGGUGUGUGUUUUCAUAAACACUUGAUGGGUAUGUUUCAUGCAGACGCUGUUGUUUUUGUAAUAAAUAACACAAUUGCUCUAUCUUCUGCAAUAGAAGCAUUGUCUUUUAUUGAAAUUGAUGGCAACUGAAUAGUUUAAGGCUCAUGAGCAAACAUUAAAAAGCAUUGUUAACAAAUGUGUCUUUAUAGAAUAUAAAAAUACAAAAUAAAAGAAUCUAUUGUGAAGUCUAA
This is a messenger RNA of Triplophysa dalaica, 2275 nucleotides long. It is a transcript of the gene slc61a1, whose product is annotated as major facilitator superfamily domain containing 5. The transcript is spliced from 2 exons. The record is from RefSeq and is a predicted model, not a curated record. Gene Ontology annotation, cellular component: membrane. Gene Ontology annotation, molecular function: molybdate ion transmembrane transporter activity. Bases 262 to 1710 code for a protein of 482 amino acids. Gene Ontology annotation, biological process: molybdate ion transport. Lineage: Eukaryota; Metazoa; Chordata; Actinopteri; Cypriniformes; Nemacheilidae.